Messenger RNA from Rana temporaria (common frog), 1169 nucleotides. RefSeq names its product APAF1 interacting protein (gene APIP). The transcript has 7 exons. The record is from RefSeq and is a predicted model, not a curated record. Gene Ontology annotation, molecular function: methylthioribulose 1-phosphate dehydratase activity; metal ion binding. NCBI's taxonomy places the organism in Eukaryota, Metazoa, Chordata, Amphibia, Anura, Ranidae. The coding region runs from base 230 to 949 and encodes 239 amino acids. Gene Ontology annotation, cellular component: cytoplasm.
CAUCACUGUGCUGCUCAAGUCCUUCCAUGAGGGUUGGAUGGGAGGUUGGCUCCUCCUCGUCUGUUGCAGCAGCUGACUUCUCUCUCUAUAGGCAACACUGUACAGCACAAUACAAUAUCAGGAAAUCAACACACAGCACAGGGGAGCAUAACACUGGACACUGCCAGAGAUUUUAUAUACAAAGAGAGUAAACAAUUCCUGAGUCCAGCAAAGCACAAUCCAGGGAGCCAUGUACUACUGCAAUGGGGAGAACUGCAAUCAGACUGACAGCGCUAAGGAGAAAGGACACCCACGACACUUGAUCCCGGAGCUGUGCCGACAGUUCUAUAAUUUGGGAUGGGUUACGGGGACCGGAGGCGGCAUCAGCAUGAAAUACGGGGAGGAAAUUUAUAUUGCACCGUCUGGUGUCCAGAAGGAAAGGAUACAGCCGGAUGAUCUGUUUGUCUGUGAUAUCGAUGAGAGAGACAUCAGCUGCCCUCCACCUUACAAGAAUCUGAAGAAGAGUCAAUGCACGCCGCUGUUCAUGAACGCUUACACCUUGAGAGGAGCCGGAGCCGUGAUCCACACUCACUCCAAGUCCGCUGUGCUGGCCACACUGCUGUUUCCGGGGAAGGAAUUCCGAGUCACACACCAAGAGAUGAUUAAAGGAAUAAAGAAAGGCAGCUCUGGAGACUAUUACAGGUACGAUGACCUCCUGGUGGUCCCCAUCGUGGAGAACACACCGGAAGAGAAAGACCUUAAAGACCGGAUGGCAAGGGCCAUGACAGAAUACCCGGAUUCCUGCGCCGUGCUGGUGCGCCGCCAUGGAGUCUACGUCUGGGGCGACACCUGGGAGAAAACGAAGACUAUGUGCGAGUGCUACGAUUACCUCUUCGACAUCGCCGUGCAGAUGAAACAACUCGGACUGGAUCCGGCAGCUCUCCCUGCAGAAGAAAAAGGAAUUGUUUAAAUUCGAUCUUCGCAUUAUUUACAGCACAAUAAACAACCUGAACUUUGUCCGCACCGGGCGCCAAUCCUCAUUCUGUAAAGUGAUCGUCCUCUUUGGCUGUGAUGUCACCACCAAUUUUUUUAUUCUGAUGUUUUAAUCAUAGUAUGAAGUGCCAGUCAUACCUAGUGUUGUGUUCAAAAAUAAGAGCAGGUGAACUUUUAAUAAACAUUAGAGAAGGUAA